AUGGGAGGAAUGUCUGUGGAGGUGAGAUAUAACUAUUGAAAACGCCAUUUGCUAGGCAAUGUAACGAGCCACCAUUCAACCCAGUCAAAAUAAAGUGUUUUUUCAAAUAAAAUGCUCUACACAUAUUGUGUAGCCAGCGCGAUCUUGCCGCUAAAAUUAAAGUGACAGGUGUUAUAACGACCCCCGGGGAACUUUCUUAAAUUUAUACUAUGGAGGUGACCUGCUGAGUCGCGAUCAUUAAGACUCUGGAAUCUAAUAAUCCGGCUCCUAUCUGAAUUUAUUCCAGAAAAGAAAAGAAAAAAAAUAAAUGAAUCUGCGACCCGGCCUGUUCCAGUCAAUAGUUGGGAGACCUGUUUCAGACACUAAGCAAAUAUAAGUAUAUUUAAAAUACACUCCAGGCCCCAGGUGGGGCCUAGGGUUUGGUCGAGUGGACCGCCAAACUUUUCCUCCAACCUCCCUGCCCCCUUUUCGGUGAAAUUUGCAUUAUUUACAGAAUUCUCAGCAAAUUGAAUAGUAUCUUUAUAGCUGUCAAUUGUCGCGGUCCACCCUUCCAGAAUUUUCUGGAUCUUGUAGAGGUAAAAUUAACGCUAAGACCUAUGCCAGAAAGAAACCUCUGCUCGUAGUGGUUACCGCCCCACAACUCCUUUUUUAACGCGCAUUUGCAGCCAAUAACAUUGGUGGCACAGACAAGGACCAUUACUAAUAACUAAAAGGGUAAACAAUCUCACAAAAGCACAUUCCCAAAUGUACCUUCGACUAAUAAUAUUGCGCCAUGAACGUCAUAUUUUUCAAAUUGAGUCACAAUAUACUAGUGAGUAAAGUGGAAGAAAUGAAAAAAAAAUUAACAAACAACCACAAAAAUACAAAGCAAAACAAACCUAAAAACAGAGGAAAAAGAAGGUGUUACUGACGAACUGACUGACCAAAUGAAGCACUUUUUAAUUUAUGUUAUGUUUAUUUUAAGGAACCAGGUCAAAGCGCCUGUUAUCAUGGACGGAAGACUAGGGUGUUCUGUGUUUUGUACCAUGUGGUUUUGACGGUGUUGACUGUAACCAGUAUUGCCUUGUCGAGUUAUGCUGUACUUAAAUCGGGAAAUGGGGCUACCGACGGCAGUCCGCAGAAACCCCACCCAGUUGACGGGAACACAAAUUAUCGAAUGUGGAGCCUUGUUGGCAUGUCAAACGAUGGUUUAAUGGUGCUAAACCCAUCUGGCAGUAAUUUUUAUUGCAACGGUUCUUUCAGUGGCAGCGGCAGUAAGUUUCCUAUUUUUUUAAAUUGAUUUUUCCCUUUUUACGAGGCCUCCUGGAAGUAAUUGUAUUGUAUUAGCUUAUACCGGUUCACAGUCUGCAUUUUUCGCAUCCCAAGUCUCACUUCAUUCGCUCUGUGCUAGGGCUAAGUCCUUUAUAGUCCUUAUAUCAAUACAGCAUGCGUCCGUGAGGUUCAGUUUUUCGUAGAGCCCUCUGACACCCGGAUAAUACGGCCACUAUGGCAUGUCUCCUUUGUGUCCGCGUACUUACCCGGUAUCGCUGCUACUCGGUUCAAGGCUUCCUGACUCUCUUUACUUCUUUUCUACCCUUUUCUUGCUUUAAAAUUUAAAAUAACGUUUGCUCAGUGUGCAGAGAUCUUGAAGUAUCGGACAUCCUUUUAGCUAUGAAGCCUAGACUCUGGCAAAUAAAAAUCCGAAAUUAUCAACAAUAUAAGCAAGCCACACUAAAAUAGUAUCAACGUUCCCUUUCCAGCGUUUGCUUAUAUGAAUAAGUUAUGUUUUGUCCCUUUCAUCAAGGUGGAAAGGACCCCCGAUCCCUUCUCUGCAUCUUAUUUCCUGUUUCGAAUAACUUUAUGUUUUGUUCUGUUGUGUUAA
Molecule: messenger RNA, 1861 nt
Organism: Porites evermanni
Lineage: Eukaryota; Metazoa; Cnidaria; Anthozoa; Scleractinia; Poritidae
Source: the annotation of a GenBank genome assembly